CAAAACGGAGCAAAUCAAAAUUAUCAACGAUGUGGCUCUCACCGAUGUGCCUAAAUAUGUAAACAAUCCCUUGAAUGCGCUGACAAUGCUUAAACGAUUUACCUCCGAUUGGCAUAUUUUGCAACAAUACGCACACAACGUUAACAACACGAAAAAAAUCGUCCAAAAUCUCACAAAUACUAGAAAGUCAUUAAAAUUCCCGAGCGAAAGUGAUUUCGAUGAGGCAGCCGGCAAUCUACUGCGUAUUCAAGGAAUUUACCAGCUGCAGCCGGAGGGUCUAGCAAUGGGCGAAGUUAGUGGUGUGAAAUUGGGCUCAACAAUGUCCUGGAGCGAUUGUCUGGAAAUUGGCCGCAAAUCAGUACAAAAAGGGGAUUUUAUGAUUGCGAAAUUUUGGAUUGAGGCGGCAUUGGGAAAGCUGCCUAGUGAGGGAACAAAAUCAGCGAUAAUGAGCGCAAAUGCUUCGAAAGAGAUGCCUACUAUAAAUGGCGUUGGCAGUAGUGUGAUAGAGAAAGCGCGCUUAGAGAUUUUGGAAGCGCUGGUGACAACCGAAUUUCGUAUGG
Rhagoletis pomonella (apple maggot) is the source of this 560-nucleotide messenger RNA. Its product is annotated as prolyl 4-hydroxylase subunit alpha-2-like. The record is from RefSeq and is a predicted model, not a curated record. Lineage: Eukaryota; Metazoa; Arthropoda; Insecta; Diptera; Tephritidae. The annotation marks the transcript as partial. Gene Ontology annotation, cellular component: endoplasmic reticulum. The transcript has 3 exons. Gene Ontology annotation, molecular function: protein binding; procollagen-proline 4-dioxygenase activity.